GGAUGAAUCUGCAGAGGAGUUUGAGUGUCAUAUAUACAAAAAAUGGCAGGGAAUAAUGCCCUUCUUCUACUUAUAGCUUUAUUAGCUAUCUCUAACAUUUUCUCUUUUAAUGCUGCUCCAAUCUCAAGGAAUACGCGUCUGUUUUUGCAUGAAAAUCAAGAACUUCCACCACCUGCAUAUACUAACCAGAUGAUGAAAUUGGAAGCUAUGGAGGAAGAGUUCAUCAAUGGAAGGAUGGAUUUAGAGAGCCAUGAUUACCCUGGCUCGGGAGCAAAUAAUCGUCACACACCUAGGCCACCUAUUGAGACUUAAUAUAAUUAUUAAGUUAUUAAAAGUGUAUUUUCUCUAAUAGUUUAAUUAUGCUUUUUAAAUAAGAUGGUGGUCAUGCAGCAACUCCACUUUAAACCAUUAAUUGCAGGGUCUAAAUCCCAACCAAAAAAAGUCCAUUCUAUCCUCAAAAACUUAAAAAAUAUAAGGAAAAAAAGGCCAUCUUGCACAUUUUGAUGGUUAAAGAAAAGGCAUCUUGCACAUUCUGAUGUAGUCCCUUUUAAACAAUAAUCUUGCUAAUCUUGAACUUUCUUGAAUCC
Molecule: messenger RNA, 587 nt
Organism: Nicotiana tabacum (common tobacco)
Lineage: Eukaryota; Viridiplantae; Streptophyta; Magnoliopsida; Solanales; Solanaceae
Source: RefSeq, a predicted model, not a curated record